This is a messenger RNA of Daphnia magna, 8183 nucleotides long. RefSeq names its product protein MLP1. NCBI's taxonomy places the organism in Eukaryota, Metazoa, Arthropoda, Branchiopoda, Diplostraca, Daphniidae. Gene Ontology annotation, biological process: retrograde transport, endosome to Golgi. The record is from RefSeq and is a predicted model, not a curated record. Gene Ontology annotation, molecular function: protein binding. Gene Ontology annotation, cellular component: GARP complex.
UUUCAGCUCUGAGCGUCUGCAGACGCGGUGUCUCUUCUAACUUUCUCUUCUUUCUAGUUUCUUCUUUCAUUUUUUUUUAUUAUUAUUUUUCGUUGCUGUUUCUUCACAUUUACUGCCCCCAACAAGAAACCAUCCUAAAACAAGUGCUAAUAUUUUAGUUCCCUUAAAAAUCUACUAGUCUUAAUUUAAUCCCGAACAUCGAACGAACGAAAGCUGAUGCAAUGAAGCCAACAAAAACGACGAGUUCGUUUACACGGAAGAUGAUGAUGGCCUCGGAGCCGGCCAAUGGUAACAGCUUGCCGUCGGUCAUCCUGGGGUCGUCUUCGACGGUGGGAACCAGUUCCGCCUCUAAAUCCACGUCUAGUCUGACGCUCCGCGAGCAGCAGCACCAUCAAAACGUCGAAGGAGUCAAAGAGCGAAAAGAGCGACAGAUGCGUCGCUUGGCGGCCGAAAUGGACGACCAACGAUCAAAAUUCGAACGCGACAAGGCGGAAGCGCUGAACCAUCAAAAGGAGGCCAUGAACCGCGCCUUUCGCGUCCAACUGGCCAAAUUGCUCAAAGAGAAGGAGGAGCUGCAACGUAAAUGUCAGACGCUGAUGCAACAGUCGAAGGAACCGAAUGGCAAGAUCCAAUCAAACGGGAUGACAACAGCAGCCGCCAGCCAAGCAGCCGCCGAAACGAUGAAGUUAAUUCACGAAAAUGCCAUUCUGCGCAACGAAAAAAAGAAACAAGAAGAACAAUUACAGAUGAUGAAGGAAAGUGAGCAGCACCGGUUCGAAAAUAUGCGAAGUCUAUUGGAUGACAAGGCCCGCGAGCUGAUAACGUUCCAGAAGCAGUUACGUCAACAAAUCGCCCGUUUGCGUGAGGAAUCCAAAACCAAAGAUCGCGUCAUUUCUCACCUGGAAUCCGAGCUGCGCAUGCAAACCGGACGGGCCCAGCAAUUCCGCGACAUCCUCGAACAAUCCCUACUCACGGCCAACCGUUGCAGCAUUUCUGGUCAACAUAACAACCACAAUGAGCGUGAUGAACUGAUUGCCAGCGAACGUAAACUACAAGUCCUCGUGGAUGACCUUCGGGAGACGAUGCGGCAUCAGCAAGACACCUUCGCUCACGAAAAAAAAGAACUGCUUCGCCGGUUAAGCGAGACGGAACGCCAGCAAGGUUCUUUGCGCCAAAAGAACAAACAGGUCUUGACCCGCAACGUUCACCUGACUGUCAAGAGCCAAGAUUUAGCUGAAACAGUUAAGAACCUCAAACAAGUUCAACAACCAGCCGGCGCAAUGUCGACGACACCCGACACCACUAAUUUGAAAAGAAGCUUGACAAGACCCAACGUGAAUCAACUAGGAUCGCCAUCCAAGAAUGACAAGCAGCGCAGGAUGGAGUACGUCCAACAAAUCCAAAAAUUACGCAAAGAGCAACGCUACUACUCCAUGUGGGAAUUGCCGCCGCUGCUUGAAGUAGACACGGAUGGCCUGGGCUCUGAUGGCAACGCUGACUCGGAUGGUUCCUUGUCCCCCGCUGCUACCUCGGGCGUUACAUCCUGCUCGUCCGAUUCGGCCUGGAGCGAGGACACGCGACGCGAAUUGGAAGUGUUGUUCUCACAGCUGUCGCGUGAACAUUCCGACCUGCAGCGCAACUACCAACUGCUCCACGAGAAGCUGCGCCAGCUGACGUGUUUUUCGGAUGCCGAUGCUGCUAAUGUCAACUACGCCACGCUGCAAGCCGACUACAAUGCGGCCAGGGCCAGAAUCCGCGAUCUGGAAGAGAUCCUGCAGUUGAAGAACAGCCGUGAACGAGAGGCCAGUGAUGGCGUCAACGCUGGACGUCCGACCGUUGUCCCGUCCCUACUGGAAAUCCAGGCCAAGUUUCUCCGCGAGAAGCAUAUCCAGCAAACGCAAAUGGCCAUUCUGGUUAAACGUCUAGAAGAGGCCAAAGAGCGGCACCAAUCCGUGCAAGCUGAAUUGAGUGAAGCACGAGAUCAGAACGAGUUGCUCGAGUUCCGCAUCUUGGAGCUGGAAGAGAUGCAAGAAAGGGCCCCGUCACAAUGCUCGACUGACCAACGAGACCGUAAGGACGUGUGCACCGACACGGAUUCUGAUGAUGUGUCGGUGGGUGAUUCAGGCAUUACAUCGCUCGCUUCACUGAUGGUCGAGUGUCCAUCACCAGUCUUGCCCAGGAGCCCGUGCAGUAGCGGAUCGUCUUUGGACUCUGAUUAUUUAGGCGAAAAGAUCUCGUCAGUCAAAGCAGAACUUCAGCUGAUGGUUUCUUCGCUAAACGAUCCGUCCCAGAAAAGCGUGCUGGCCCAGCUUCAGGCACUCUUGGGCGUGUGCCAGUCUCGGCUGGCCCACAAGAGCCCCAACACCAGUGAGGCAUGUACCACUAACUGGGAUUGGCAACUGCAGGAGAGCGGCAUCUUCGAAGAAGAUCAUCACAGUUCUGUCGAUGCAUCCACGCAGACAGAAUCGGUUCACUGUGAACAACAAAACGGGGAUGUCAGCAUCCGGGUAACCAUCCCGUUACCACUUUGCGGCCGUGUCAUGGAAGAUAAGGAAGUUCAGAUAGAUUCGAUCGAAAUGGAUCACAAAUUCGUGCAAGCAGUUGCCAAUGUCCAGGAUUUUGCGACUCAGACUGACCCUAUUAUUAACGACAUCUUCAACGGGGAGAAGAAAACGUAUCAAGAUCAGGCAGUACAGUCGUCUGAACAACGGCAGGACGUCAUGGAGGGAUUCUGUCAGACUGAAGGAGAAGUUAUGACUCUGGCCGAAUUUCGCGAUGUUGAAAGCUACUAUGUCCAGCAGAUUGAAAUCCUGCAGAAAGAGAAGGCCAGUCAUCGCAAAAAGUUCCAGGCCAGCCGGGAUGAAACGAGCAAAUCGGUGCAACAGCUGGAACUGUUGGGCCGUCAGUUUCAAGAGCGCGAAAGGCAAUUCGAAGAGAUCUUGCAGAAGAAUUGUCGGGCAUUUGAGCGGGAACUUGAAAUGGCUCGUGAAUUAAACAGUAACGAGCUCUCUACGCUGAAAGAGUGUCUCCAGCUCGUCUGGCACGAAGUCAAAGACUACGCCAAUGUGACCGACAUGCCCAAAACAUCGGUCAUGGAGUUCACUCAGGCGCUGAUCAGUUCCCUUCAUGGAAUAUGCAGUGAGUUGGGCCAACUGAGAGUCCGUGUAGUCGAUCUCGCCGAGAUGGAACAAGCCUUCCAGACGACGUUGCGACAGGCUGACGGUUUAGUUCACAGUAUGGAAGAAAAACAUUUGCAGCGUAUCCGAGAGCUAGAGCUAACAGAAAAGCAUCUAAGGAGUCAGCUCAGUCAACAAGUUGGACGUCAUUUAGACGACGAUAUGGAUGGAAGUCUUGAAAUCAAAAUCCAAGAACUGGAGAAUGAGAAGGAUGCCCUGUCGUUGCAAGUCGGUAAGUGCCAAGAGUUGGAAGACUAUUGCCAGCAGCUUCAUGGCCGGCUAGAAGAAUACGAACACCGUGAACGAAGUUUCCAUCAAGCCGUUCAGGACGCGGAGCGCCGCUUCUCCUCCAGAGAGCAAAGAUAUCGUGAAGAAAUCCAGCUGAUGCAAGCAGAAUUAGAAAAGUGUCGCGAAAAUGAAACGACGUGGCGUCAACGACUGGAGCAUAGAGAUGGUCAAUUAGGCCUAAUGAGGAACGAACUAGAAGCCGAACAAAAGACCAUUGCCAGCCUAGAGUUAGAAGUCAAGGAGCUGCAAUCUAAAUUAGACAAGGACGACACCUCCUUCAGAAACGAGGUGACCAAGUUGCGUUCGCAGCUCACUACCUCCCUGGCACAGUUGAAUGAGCUCGAAUCACUCAACUGUCAACUUCGUGAGAAAAUCGUCGAAUAUCAGAACACGAUUUACUCUCUGCAGAGGAGUCUGGACGAAAAGAACUGCCAGAAUGGAACCUUGGCGGCUGAAAAUAGCCGACUAGCGCAGGCUCAGAUGGAAAUGAUGAGCAUGUCGAUGGUCGCCUUGGGCAAGCCCUUAACUGAGGAGCUCCUGGAAAUUGAGUCGGACGAGGGUUGCAUGUCAUCCGACCCUGUCGUUGUAGCGGACGCAGCUGCCGCUUCGUUGGACGACUUCCAAGAGAUUUCGUUGCCUACCACGCCCACUGUAGUAGAUGGCUGUAACAACGUCUUCGAGGAACACUUCAAAGUGCUCGAGUCGUUAGAGAAUUAUUUGGAAUCGCAGCAUCUAAUUGGGGCAACAAUGGAGGAUAACGACGAGUCGGGAAUUUCCACAUCACCUUCCAUCCACGAGAACGAGAACUUAGCGCUGUUGGAAGCUCAAUUGGCACAGCUUCGAACCGAAAAGCACUUUUUGCUCAAUUCGGUAGUCAACAGUCAGAAGAAAGAUGAAGUGAUUCAGAUCCUGGUUGACCAACUCAAAUAUAAUGCACCUCGUCAGUACCUGAUUGAGACGGCGGCGCAUAUUCGCAAAAUUGCUACAAAUGGCGAUUGCGACACGAGUCAACAUCGCACGCAUGAUAAAGAUAUCGAUCGGGUUUGCAAUAUGCUGGAAGCCCCUAUCGAUCUGGCCGAUGUAACAACUGAGGGUUGCAGCCUUAUACCCCAACAGCCUUCGGCGUCACCUAACUGCAAUUAUGAUGUUGUCAUCCCCCAUAAUAAAGUAGUCCGUCGCCAGACAACCAUAACCGUUCUGCCCGAGGAGGAUCCUCUUCUUUCCCCACCCUCUGAUCUUAAAAUUACACGCAAGGUCGGCAAAGAUGGACUUGUGAUAGCAUGGCUACCUUCCCCAGACUCCGAAUGCGUGGGAUAUUUAAUCUGCGUCAACGGCCAAGAAGCUCAUAGAGGGCGAAAUGCCCAGAGGACGAAAGCGGUGUUGAGCGGCUUAGACUUGCAUAGCGAGAUGGAUAUUUGUAUUUACUCACUGUCCAUCGACGGGCUUGUAUCCAGCCCGACUACCACUCUCUACUUGCCCGAUGAACGAUUAGCAGUCCCUGAUGUAGCCAAUCAUCACGGUCACGCUGGCGACUCGGAAUCGGCUGAGCCGACCCAGACCGUCGAGGUGAGCAGUCCGCGUGAGGUGGUGGUUCAGACGUUUUAUACCAACUCCUCCGUUACCGUCAGGUCGUCGCGCAGGGUAAUCGCCCCUGUUGCUCACGCAUCCCGCUUACCAGUUCGACCGACUUGCGUGCCGUGGAUUUGUGAAAUGGCAGCGCAAGACGUUGACGAUUUUCUAGAUGAUGAGCUAGUAAAUCAAUUUAUUAUUUUUCCACCUGAAGUAAUCGCAGCGAUCGAUCUGGUUUUUCCUAGUCAGGACCCCUUGGACAGAGCUGAUUUCAAUCCAAUUGAUUACAUAAAUAACUUAUUCCCUACAGAACAAUCCCUAUCUAAUAUAGAAGAAGUAAUUUCUGAUUUUCAAGGAAAAAUACAUAGCUUGGAUUCAGACAUAAAGUCAUGCAUCCACAGCCAAAGUGGCGUCUCUGCUGAUGGUGCAGCAGCCUUAGAGGAAGCCCAAAUAGCAAUUGCCCAAUUAUUUGCACGCAUCAAGGACAUCAGGGCUAAAGCUGAAAAAUCUGAACACACUGUUCGAGAAAUAACAAGAGACAUCAAACAGCUUGACAUAGCCAAGAGAAACUUAACAUCUGCAAUAACAACACUUAACCAUUUGCAUUUUCUUGUCUUUGGAGUGGACCAAUUGCAAUCUCUUUGUCAGAAGAGGCAAUAUUCUGAGAUUGCCAGUCUUCUGCAAGGCGUGAAUCGGGUAAUGGAACAUUUUACGCCCUAUUUAGAUAUUCCGCAAGUAAAACAACUGGCCGCCCAACUGGAACAAAUCGAGAAAAGUCUUGGCGACCAAAUUUCAAGCGAUUUUAAAGAAGCUUUCUCAGGCACCGGCCCGAAACAACCAUCCACACUUACCCAGCUUAGCGAGGCAUGCUCGGUGCUCAAUGUAAUCGAGCCUAGAUUCAAGCGGGAAAUAAUUCGUUGGUUCGUGUCCCUUCAAUUAGUUGAAUACAGCCACUUGUUCCAAGAGUCGGAGGAAAACGCAUGGCUGGAUCGAAUCGACCGGCGAUAUGCUUGGAUAAAACGUCAUCUUCUUAACUUUGAGGAACGGAUGGGUCGAAUCUUUUCACAAGACUGGGAAAUGAGCGAGCGCAUUGCUGUCGAAUUCUGUCUUCUCACAAGGAAUGAAUUGACAAAGAUAAUGGCUAAACGAGUGAAUGAAAUCGAUGUUAAACUCCUUUUGUUCACCCUACAGAAAACUACUCAGUUUGAAGAACUUCUAUCACGAAGGUUUACAGGCGCCUCCAUGGAAGAGGUCAUAUCAUCUGAAACUUCGAGCAAAAAAAUCGAAAGUACCAAUCCUUUUGAAGAACCCCAUGGGAAGAAUCCCUUUGAAGAAGAUGAAGAACCUGAAAAACCAAUUCCUCCUACCCAAACUCAACUCACGACGGCUGAAUCGCUCACGGUUUCGCCAUUCCACGGACUAAUUAGCCGCUGCUUUGAAAGCCAUCUCAACAUCUUUGUUGAUAGUCAAGACAAAAACAUGGCUGAGUUGAUCGAUCGAUUUGUCGCAGACUUGAAAAUUCAAGGCCCUUCACUAGCCCAAGCAGAAAUCGAAGGUUGCUGUGUCUUACCUUCAUGCGCAGAUCUUUUUGUCUUCUACAAGAAAUGUCUCCUGCAGUGCGCUCAAUUAAGUACAGGCCAACCUAUGCUUUCUUUGACAUCUGUGUUUAAGAAAUACCUUAGAGAGUAUGCAUCAAGAUUGCUUCAGAGUAACUUACCAAGAUCAAACAAUGCCAGUUCGAUGACGCCGGUUCUACCUAUGAGCAUGAGUAGCUUGACAAAAGAUUUCACCAGGGAAUUACGUGAUCUGAGCUCUGGUGGUGCUGCUGGCUUAAUUCAAAAUUUCCAGAGUCUGCUCAAGGAAGGUGACAUGUCCAGCACUUCACCUAAAUACAACAAAGAUGAUAUUGCACGAAUCUGCACUAUCUUAACGACGGCGGAGUAUUGCCUCGAAACCACUCAGCAGCUAGAAGGAAAACUUAAAGAAAAAGUCCAGCCAGCUUUGGCUGACAAAGUUGAUCUCGGAUCCGAGCAGGAUCUCUUUGGAAGUGUCAUCAGCCAGUGUAUUCAGCUCUUGGUAGCUGAUUUAGAGGGUGCCUGUGAACCGGCACUCGUAACCAUGGCAAAGACCGCUUGGCAAACUUGGGAAAGUGUCGGUGAUCAAUCUCAGUAUGUAACCCUAAUGACAUCCCAGUUCAAACACUACAUUCCGUUCAUACGGGACUGCCUAACGUCAUCAAGGAAAUAUUUCACGCAAUUUUGCAUGCGCUUCGUCAAUGCAUUCAUGGCCCGUUUUGUCCAACAACUUUACAAGUGCAAACCCGUUGGCGUCGUAGGAGCGGAACAGUUACUGCUGGAUACGCACAUGCUUAAAACCGCUUUGCUUGAUUUGCCUUCUGUCGGAAGUCAGGUGGCGAGGAAACCACCGGCUAGCUAUUCCAAGAUGGUUGUCAAAGGAAUGACACGCGCAGAAAUGAUACUCAAAGUAGUUAUGGACGCCUCCGACACGAAUGCUAAAUACGUUGCACACUACAUGCGCCUGUUGCCAGAAUCGGAUCCCUCUGAGUUCCAGAAAAUUCUCGAUAUGAAAGGAGUUCGUCGAUCUGAACAACAGAUACUGGUAGAGAUUUAUCGUUCCCAACAGACAAGUCAAGGAAAUAAAGAAGACAGCUCUGGUUUCUCCUCCGUUGCAACAAGUAAUACGCAAGGGUUACCUCUAAGCCCGGACCAUGAAUCGAGUCGCAUAAAAAAACUCGAAAAGCUUAUAAAACGGCGUCUUUAAUUGCCAAAAUGUUAGGUUAACGUUAACCGUAUAGCCUUUUUCGGUUCUAGAUACUACAACUUAGAUGUUAUCCAUAUAUUUAUCAUAGCUCAAAGGCUAAUGCGUUGGUAUAGAAAGAUUAAAUUCUCGGGUUCAGUCUCCACGAGAGAAAAGUCGUGUUAUUAUCUAUCUGAAUUGCAGAUGAUCAUAUUACCAUUUGCGUGUAAAAGGAAGGCAUAUUUUCAUAACCUAUCUUGAAUGAAUUUUCCAUUUUUGUUAUAUGUGUUGCCUCCAGAUGACAUCCAGGUACAGUCUAUGAAUACAUGUAACUCAUGGCUCUAUGGUUGAGCAUCGGCGUGCUUUACCGAAGGUGUAGAGUUCGAAUCCUGA